Cutaneotrichosporon oleaginosum is the source of this 1420-nucleotide messenger RNA. RefSeq lists its product as uncharacterized. The record is from RefSeq and is a predicted model, not a curated record. Lineage: Eukaryota; Fungi; Basidiomycota; Tremellomycetes; Trichosporonales; Trichosporonaceae.
CCGAACAGUAUCGCCCUCGCACCCACCUCGAGCUCCACGGCGCGCUCAGACCACUACGUUAUCCUUUUCCCCCCGUUCACCUUUUCUUCGCCAUGCUCAAGAGCCUCAAGAAGGCUAUCUCCAAGGCAUCUAAUGAGUCCAAACUACACGAUGCGCAUUCACUCGCCGUCGUUCAUAAGGGAGCCGUCGCGCAAGGCUCCCUCGACCAUACAGCCUUCCCAGACAUCUUCGAAGCUGUGCUCCAGUAUGCGCCGCAUGCCUCUCUCCUCCGGCUCCGCGCGACGUGCCGCAGCCUGCGCGACCGCAUCGACCGCGCCAUGGCGGUUCACCUGGUCCAACUUGGAAACGAAAGGCAUGCCCGCACACCCCUCGGUGCCGGGCACCAGCUUGGCCGGCAUCCCGCCUUCUCUCCACUUUCGUUCCGUCCCCCUCCUCCGCCUCCAGCCACUUCUAAGCCGCGCUUCUUCCGCCGCGAGAUGCUACCACCUCGUGUGGUCCCGCGCCAUCUUGAGAUCCUCGCUGCUGUUCAAGUCGUGGACCUCGUUCACACCAUCACCCACCUUGUUGGCGGCCUAAGCUGCGACCUCAAGAAGGCGGCCGAUGUCCAACCGCUACAGUUCCGUGCAGUCCGCAUGUGGUGCGGCGAUGUGCGCACCGAUCCAAAGCCGUCGAGCCUUCCUGGUGACCGCGUGGUUUUCUGGUGGCCGCAUCGCCUCGCCGAACCCAGCUUUGAAGAAGACUGGAGCCGAGUCAACCGAGACUACGCCCCAGGCCGUAUCGUGCUCAACUUGGCUUUGCGAAUAUCCGAGCCAUCCCUCCUCUGGCAGUGGAUGUCCUUGGCGACCGAGCUCGUGAUCAUUCUCGUCGACCGCGAUGACCCAAGAUUCGGUCGCGGAUCUGUCACAGAGGGCGGGGCAGACUUCGCCGCCUGGGUCGCUUCAUACCCGGACCACAGACAACUCAUGUCUGUUACGAUUGUGAACGCCGAAGUGCUGCCACUCAUCGAGAAUGGUCAGGUUCGUUUUCCUACCUCAGCUGUCCGACGCCAGGCAGUCACACUCGAGACCAUCGUUAAACGGAGCCCGCCGAUUAUACCGUUUUCGUUCCUCUCUCUCGACGAGUACCGCUCCCAGGUUGGCGAGGAGCAGUUCCGCUAUGAGACAGACGAAGAGUUUGUGUUCCGGGCUAAGGUGUGAGGUAAGUAUCUCUCUAGCAAGCGACCGUCGCCAUCGGGUUGGGAGGCCCCAUGUUCUGCGGUGCCUAGUGAUGACUUCCACUCGUCAUCAAGUGCCACGCGGGUUCCUAGACUCUGACUGCUUCCAAUCCUCGUAGAUGACACCAUUCCAAUAACGAAGCAUCAGUUUCAACUAUACAGAGCACCAUCACAAUAUACAUCUCGCCAUAUGAACAGAAUCAGCAC